CCUUCCUCCCUCCUCUCCGCUCAUGUGAAGCUGCCUGGCGCAGGAGGAUGCUGCUAGGUGCCUUUCACCGCACAAACCCAAUGUCCCUAUGCUGGGAAACAGGGAGCCAAGGCGUGGACGAUGAAAAAGAAAAGUAAACGGCUUCAAGGAAGGAUGUAGAGGCAGCUUCUGUAAAUAUGUAAUCGCGCGCAGGGGCAGCGAGUCGAGGACGGUAGCGGUGUGAAUUCGCAGCUUGCAGCAUGAUAUAUCUGUAGCGACCAUUAUUGCAAAAAUAUGGGCUCUCAAGUUGUGCAAACGCUACGCCAAGGAGUCUGGGCUUCACUGACCGGAGGAUGGUAUCAUGAUCCAGAGCAGAAUAAAUUCAACAAUUCAUGUCACCUGUAUUUAUGGAUGUUUUUGCUCAUGCUUCCAUUAUCUCUUCAUUUGGCUCUUCCACCCACCACUACUACCCUCAGUAUUUACUGCACCUCAGUGACAGUUUUCUUCAUUGUCAUUAAGAUGGUAAAUUAUCGCCUCCAUCUGAUGUUCGAUCAGGGCGACAUUGUAGCCCAGAAUAGUGUGCCUGACAUCAGCAAAGGUGUAGACAAGAAAAGCAACGGAUCUGAUUCCUGUCUUCCAUCUCUAAGGAAGAGCAGCACAGUUCCUGACAGUGUUGCCACAUCAGUAUUGAUCAAAAACAGACCAAGUCCAGUAAUACAAGUCACAGUGAAACAGACUGAAACAGACCCUGGACUGAUUGGAGAGGGUCCAAAAUCUGAGGAGCUGAAGAAUAUAGAGGGUCAGAGUGAUGAACGAUCUAGGCCAGAGGCAGAGGAGCGACUCACCCCUGAGGAUGUGUUCAGUCCCAACACUGACCAGUCUGCCCCCCUCCUGCAGGGGGAGCAGAUUCCUUCAGCCCACAGGGACAAAGCUGAAGAUGAUCAACCACCUUCCUCUGUGAAUGAAGAAGACAGUAUAGAGGAGAAAGACAAACCCCCAACCGACCCCAACAACAAUAAUACCUUUCUAGAAAUCACACGAGAAGCUGAUGAUGGAGAAACACCCGAGGAGAAUUAUUGCUCAGAUGAAAUUGCCGUGGUGCUGGUUGACAACUCGAGUCCCUCGGCCCAUCUGGACGAGAGUGAUACAGUGAAGAUCAUUAUCACAAUGAGCUGUGACCCACAGACAGCAGCCGAACUGGAGGAGUCCGUCAAACAGAGCAUCUUAGAGUCAGCUCAGUCCCAGCAGGGAGAAUCCGACUGUCCUGUCAAAAUUCCUGUCAUCACUUUCGAUUCGCCUCACGAAGUGGAGGAACCCUCUGCAGGUGAUGAAAAAGAAGAUAAACUGGUUGCAGGAGACAGCUCUGUUCAGGAGAAGUCCGAACAUCAAGACAGUCUUCUUGCCAAAGAGCCGAUCAGUUCUGACUCUGCUCAAGAAUGCAAAGAAAUAGAGAGCAAUGAGCUUGAGAUGCCCAACCUGAGCCCCCAAGUGACCAAUAACAGCUCUUCAGGCAUUGAUGUGAACUCCCACACUGAAAAAAACGACCCACCUGAGCUUAAAGUGGAUGCUGAUGGAUUCUUGCAGAUCCCCUCAGUGUAUAUGAGGUGCACUCAGAGUGGAAGGACACAUGCUAGGGGACUCAGUAUCGACAGUGGACGAGAUGCUGUCCUCAUUAGCCACAGAGCUAAAGAUAAGCUCGGUACAAUGACCUCCUCUAAAUCAGACCUAGAAGCCAAGGAGGGACAGAUACCCAAUGAGUCCAACUUUGUUGAGUUUGUGUCUUUGCUGGAGUCAAUCAAUAGCGCCAGAUUUGGGGGAGGAAAUGAGGCUGAGAAGGAGAAUGAAGAGAGAAAUGAGCAAUGUAUGAUGGCGGAGAAGAACUCGGAUGUGUCGGAAUCCACAGGACAACAACAAGAGCGUCCAAAUCCCCCAAAUAGUCUGGCUACAGACACAAUGAAAACCAUUCCAGAAACUCUCAUUCCUAUUGUCUCUCCAGAGAGUCCACAGACAGAUAAGGAGAGGGACCCUGAUUAUGAUUCUCUGCCCUCACAAACGUCCCAGUCAGAGAGCUCUAUGCUUCAGGUCAUCUGUAGACCGGAGGCUACAUCCAAAGAGGAGGCUUACACUUUUCACACUAUUCAUAGAGAGAGACCUCGGAAACUGUACAAUGAAAGAGCUCUAAACUUACCCCUUGGUGCCGAGCUCAUCACGGGCAACAUAUGUGAUCUCCUCUCCACAUCCUCUAACUCCGAGUGCCAGGAUGGGUUAGUGGGAGGUCCUUCUGAAUGCCCCUUCCAGCGACGUAUCCUUCCAACUCGCCGACUCCGGCCCAGGAGAACCCAUCCGGAAAUAUUCCAGGAGGAGGACUCCUUAGAUGAAUCAUCCGAGACAUCAACCCAAGAGAAACCCUCAAGAAAGCUGUACUACAAACUAAAGGUUUUUCCUGGGAAAUGGGUGAACAUAUUGUACGAUCGCUUAACCUUGAUGGCAUUGUUAGACAGGAACGAGGAUAUGACUGAAAACAUGGUGGCUGUAUUCUUAGCUUUCUUGGUGGCUUUUUUGGGGUUUGUGCUUCUAAAUGAGGGCUGCUUCAAAGACAUCUGGGUCUUUCAGUUCUGCCUGGUCAUUGCUAGCUGUCAGUAUUCCUUGCUGAAGAGUGUUCAGCCAGAUGCGGCUUCACCUACUCAUGUGAGUUUCCUAGAGAAGCAUUCAAGAAAAUGUCAUAUAGUUAUGUUUAACAGGAUGAAGAAUGCUGGCAUCACAAUAGUAACGUCAGAUGCCCUUCAGUACCUGCAAGACAUUUUAGUCGGGUUUACAUACUGCUUUCCAGUAACAUUCCUUCUUGGCUUCUUUCCGCAAAUCAACACUUUUGUUAUAUACUUUUUAGAACAAAUCGACAUGCACUUUUUUGGAGGUACAGCUGCAACUGGGCUCCCAUCUGCUGUGUACUGCAUAGUACGAAGUCUUAUAGCGCUAUCUUUACUCUACGGAUUCUGUCUUGGCGCUUUGAAGGAGCCUUGGGAUGAACAGCAUAUUCCAGCACUUUUCUCUGGUUUCUGUGCCCUGCUAGUGGUCCUAUCCUAUCAUCUUAGUCGACAAAGCAGUGAUCCAUCUGUGUUAUUCUCAUUGAUUAAGUCCAAGCUGAUGCCGUCACUUGGACAUGGUGAGGAAGACGAGGAGGAAAUAUCUGCUGCGAGCACAGACCCUCUUCCAGAGAAACUCAGAGGCUCAGUGAAAGAGAUUUUACUGUCAGAUCUGGUUGUCUGUAUUCUUGCCUCAGUUUUGACCUUUGCAAUAACAGCCAGCACGGUUUUCCUUUCUUUACGGCCAUUUGUGUCCAUAGUGCUGUAUGCAUUAGCAGCCACUGUGGGCUUUGUCACCCACUAUCUCAUCCCUCAGUUACGGAAACACCAUCCCUGGCUGUGGAUCUCUCAUCCUGUGCUGAAGAGUAAGGAGUACUCACAGUUUGAACCCAGAGAGGAUGCUCACUUGAUGUGGUUUGAGCGUCUCUAUGUGGGGCUGUUGACUUUUGAGAAGUAUAUUGUCUACCCAGCCAUUGUCCUCAGUGCACUUACCAACGAUGGCUUCGCCCUCAGCCAUCGAAAGAAAUUAGGAUUACACUGUGAUGUCUUGUUGAUGACAGUUGCUGGGAUGAAGCUUCUUCGUGCCUCCUUCUGCGAUCCCAGCUUCCAGUUCCUCACGCUCAUCUUCACCAUCAUCUUCUUUGAGUUCGACUGCAGCAGUGCUUCUGAGACAUUUCUGCUCAACUUCUUCCUCAUGUCCAUCGUCUUCAACAAGCUUUGGGAUCUUCUCCACAAGCUACACUUCAUUCUGGUGUAUAUCGCCCCCUGGCAGAUAGCAUGGGGUAGUGCAUUUCAUGCAUUUGCACAACCCUUCGCUGUGCCUCACUCUGCCAUGCUGCUGCUGCAGACGUUCGUCACGACGCUCUUCUACACACCGCUCAGCCCGUUCCUCGGGAGCGCCAUUUUUAUCACCUCUUAUCCGCGGCCUGUUAAAUUCUGGGAGAGGAACUACAACACUAAACGAAUUGACAAUUCCAACAGCCGACUGGUGUCUCAGGUAGACAAAGAGACUGGCUGUGAUGACGACAACCUCAACUCAAUCUUCUACGAGUACCUGACGCGCUCCUUGCAGCAUUCUUUAUGUGGAGACCUGAUGUUGGGCCGCUGGGGGAAUUACUGUGCUGGAGAUUGCUUCAUCCUGGCUUCUGACUACCUUAAUGCACUUGUUCACCUCAUCGAAGUUGGCAACGGUCUGGUCACCUUCCAGCUGCGAGGCCUGGAGUUCAGGGGUACUUACUGUCAGCAGCGGGAGGUGGAGGCCAUCACAGAGGGUGUAGAGGAGGAUGAUUCUUGCUGCUGCUGUGAGCCGGGUCAUUUGCCCCAUGUGCUGUCCUGCAAUGCCGCUUUUAACCUCCGUUGGCUGGCCUGGGAGGUGACCACCACUAAGUAUCUGCUGGAGGGCUACAGCAUCAGCGAGAACAACGCUGCCACCAUGCUGCAAGUCUAUGACUUGCGCAAGCUGCUCAUCACUUACUACCUUAAGAGUAUCAUCUACUACCUGGUGAUCAACCCCAAGAUGCAGAUAUGGGUUAAAGACCAGUCCAUUCAGGAAGCCCUGCAGCCAUACACCAAAUGGCAUCACAUCGAGAAGGACCCGGCUGUGUUCAGCAUGAAGAUUGAUGAGGACUAUGUCCACUGUCUGCAGGGGGUCACCAGAGCCAGCUACUGUAACGUCUACCUGCAGUGGAUCCAAUACUGUGCCAACAAACUAGAGGAGCCAGUGGACAGCGAUGAAGAUUCUCCAUUGGUUACUCUGUGUUUCGCGCUAUCUGUUCUUGGACGGAGAUCUCUCAGCACAGCAGCACAUAACAGAUCCAACAGUCUGGAGUCAUUCCUCUAUGGCUUCAACACGCUGUUCAAAGGUGACUUCCGUAUUGCUGCUAAAGAUGAAUGGAUUUUUGCUGACAUGGACCUGCUACAGACGGUGGUGGCCCCAGCUGUGAGAAUGAGUCUGAAACUUCACCAGGACCACUUCACGAGCCUGGAGGAGACAGAGGAGCCUGCCGUGCUUUACGAGGCCAUAAGCAACUACAGAACCAGUCUAGUGAUAUGUCACGAGAGCGACCCCGCCUGGAGAAGAGCAGUACUGUCCAGUCGAGACACACUGCUCACGCUCCGGCACAUGGUAGAUGAAGGCGCAGAUGAGUACAAGAUCAUCAUGCUCUACAAACGACAUCUCAGCUUCAAAGUUAUAAAGAUAAAUAAAGAAUGUGUGCGAGGGCUGUGGGCAGGUCAGCAGCAGGAGCUCAUCUUCCUCCGGAACCGCAAUCCUGAGCGUGGAAGCAUCCAGAACUCAAAGCAGGCUCUGCGAAACAUGAUCAACUCCUCCUGCGACCAGCCCCUGGGUUACCCCAUGUUUGUGUCCCCACUCACCACCUCGUAUAUGGGAACUCACAAGCAGAUCAAAGACAUAUGGGGCGGCCCUCUCAGUUUGGAGAGCAUUCGCACCUGGCUGCUCUCCAGGUGGUUUCGGGUGAGGAAAGAUAACCUUACAAGCUGUAACAGUGGCAUGAACAUGGAGGAUGUGGAUUGUGCUGGUUCCUCCUUAAGUCAGAAUCAUAACUCCGCCACAUCCCAGAGCCUAAGCCUUUAUCAUGGCCGCCCUCGCAGUUCCCAGUCCAGACACCACGGAGCUCACCGAGAGUAUCGCAGUCGCUCAGUGCAACCUCACGGCCAGCGCCCCCCGGUCACCAGUCGAUCGGGUCCCAUCCUGGACAGCCAGCAUGGCUCUGGCUCUGGAGGCCCUGGGCUAGUGCAGCGCCUUUCCAACAGCCAGCUGUCCUUCAACACCUCCUCCAUUGCCUCUGUCUUUUCCCAGGUGCCUCGUUUGUCCACAACAGGGCCUCUGGCUUCAGCCACAGGUCAGCAUCACUCCAGCCAGGUGUCUUCCUCCAGCUCCACACUGAGCCUGCUGUUUGGCAAGCGGAGCUUCUCCAGUGGCCUGGUCAUCUCGGGCCUCUCUGCAGCUGAGGGGGGAAACACCAGCGAUACGCAGUCCUCAAGCUCCGUCAACAUCGUCCUGGGCCCGUCCUGUCGCUCGAGUCGCGCAACGCAGUGGACAUCAGAGGCGUACGAAAGCAUAGAUGCCACAGGACCCAAGGUCCACAGCACAGACAAGAGCCAAGACGACUCCACUUCAACCUUCCACGAGGCUCUGGAGGAGAAGACCAUAUGAGACCACAACCACCAAAUGCCUCAGCCCAGCAUGAUCAAACACCUGAGCCCUCAAGUGAUGUACAUUACAGACGUCUUUUUGGAAAACUAAACAUCUGCCAUCUGUAGAAAUGUAAGUAUCCUAUUAAAGGGAAAAGAAC
This is a messenger RNA of Sinocyclocheilus anshuiensis, 6376 nucleotides long. RefSeq names its product pecanex-like protein 2. Gene Ontology annotation, cellular component: membrane. The transcript has 33 exons. NCBI's taxonomy places the organism in Eukaryota, Metazoa, Chordata, Actinopteri, Cypriniformes, Cyprinidae. Bases 274 to 6237 code for a protein of 1987 amino acids. The record is from RefSeq and is a predicted model, not a curated record.